AUGUUUAUGUGUUACCGGUGUAAUAGUGAAGCCAGGGAUGGUGUGCAGUGUACGAUGUGCCUCAACCGUUUCGAUUUCCCAUGUGCAGGAAUAACAGAGGCAGGAUAUCGCAAACUUGGGGACAGAAAGGCUACUUGGAAAUGCAAUACCUGUAAGACAGGAACUGCGAGUCCUAAUCUUUCUUCCGAGAAAACAGUACAAGGAAGGGUACCAUCUUAUGGUGAUCUGGAGAAUAUUCGUCUUGAGCUUAGUAAGAUUACCAAACAAAUAUCGUCAUUACCACAGUUAAUUGCAAGUGUCAAGACUAUCCAGGCUGACAUCUCAGAUCUUAAGGAUAUGAAGAGUGAAAUGUUGGACGUUAAAAACUCCUUGAACCAUGUGCAUACUUCGACUUACUAA
Parnassius apollo (apollo) is the source of this 399-nucleotide messenger RNA. The record is from the annotation of a GenBank genome assembly. Lineage: Eukaryota; Metazoa; Arthropoda; Insecta; Lepidoptera; Papilionidae.